Molecule: messenger RNA, 1544 nt
Organism: Aspergillus homomorphus CBS 101889
Lineage: Eukaryota; Fungi; Ascomycota; Eurotiomycetes; Eurotiales; Aspergillaceae
Product: Zn(II)2Cys6 transcription factor
Exons: 2
Coding region: 1-1506 (501 amino acids)
Biological process (GO): regulation of DNA-templated transcription
Molecular function (GO): zinc ion binding; DNA-binding transcription factor activity, RNA polymerase II-specific
Source: RefSeq, a predicted model, not a curated record
AUGCAGACCAUCAGUGACAAAGCUAUUCGCAGCCGUAGGAGUAAAGGCUGUCUGGGCUGUCGUAAAUCCAAAGUCAAGUGCAGCGAAGAACAACCCCGAUGCAGACGAUGUGCUCGCCAAGGCAGCCAGUGCCACUAUCCCGACCCACUAGACAUCGACUUCCGCAACGAGAACAACAAAGCCGCGGUGCGAGCCGAGUCCCUGUGGCGCCAGAGAGUGACGGUGCCGAAUCUCCUCAAAGCGCCGAGCCCCGGGCCCGACGAUCUCCAGCACCGCGCAUUAGCCGCCUUUUACCGGGACUUCGGCUGCACCGCCGAGGUCUCGACCCCCUGGAUUGAGUUCUUCCAGAUGCUGCCUAACCUUUACCGACGGGCCGCAGGCAAUCCGUCCUCGGCGCAAGCCAUCCGGGCCCUAGCGCUGGCCCACUACGCGCGCCAGCAGCAGCAGAUCUCGCAGCUGGAGAUCCUGGCACGAACGGAGUACUCCAAAGCGCUGAACCUGAUUCGAUCGCAGCUGCAGAAGCGAAAAGGGGUGCCGUGCACGGACGUGAUCGUGUCCGUGUCGCUGAUGGGGCUCUUCGAAACUAUCUUGCCCAGCAGCAGUUCGGCCGGCACCGAUCAUCGCUCGUGGCAGGCGCAUCAGCACGGCGCCAUCUCCAUGAUCCAGCAGCAGGCGGAGUCGCAUGCAACGGAUGCUUCGGCCGUGGAGCCGCGGCUCCUGCGGUUCAUGUAUCUCCUGAUGAUCGUGAAUUGCGUGAACAACCGAUCCCGGCCCCUGCUGCCCUUGCAUCUGUGGACUGGCGUCGUCGAUUCCCGCCUGCCCGCCGCGCGGCUGUUCCGCAUGAUGUACAGCCUCGCGCAGUGGCAGGCGGACAUCGACGGCUGGAUUGAGGAGGGACAGCGCUCCGAGCACUCGAAUUCCAAUGUCGACUACGUUCAAGAUAUGACCACGAGGCUAUCACUAGCGGAUGCAGAGCUGCAAGAAUGGGAAGCCCAGCUGCCCCCCACGUUUCACUUCUACGAGAGACCGUCCACCCCCGCCGACCAUGUCAUGCUGCAGUGGCCCGGGGCCCCGCGCCGGAUCUACGUCUACGAGUCCUGCUGGCGGGCAAUCCCCCGCACGUUCUGCUUCGCGGUGCGCAUCCUGCUGAGCCAGAAUCUGCUCAGGUGCUAUCGUUGGGUCUUAGAGCGAGGUCCACGUUCUGGGAUGCUGAAGGAAUACCAAGCAGCCGCUGUUCAGACUAUUGUAGAGAUGAUUGCACAUAUAUCCCGGAGCGUGGAUGCGGUUGUUGGGUCGUCGGGGCUCUCGGCUGGGGACGGUCGCAACAUGGGGGAAGGUGAGGCCAUGCGGGGACUGGCUAUUGUAUGGCCUCUCAGUGCUGCGUCGAGCGCUUUGCUGAGGAACAGGGGCGUGCUGGAUCGGGUUGGGGAUGAACGGGCUCGGUGGGUUGAGGAUGCUUUGUUGUAUGUGCGUCGGUUGGUGGGGAAUCGUGAGCCGACGGAGUGAAUAUUUGACCAACUGGAUGUUUAUUCGAGACUCUGAUG